This is a messenger RNA of Bathycoccus prasinos, 1353 nucleotides long. RefSeq lists its product with no specific name. Bases 1 to 1353 code for a protein of 450 amino acids. The record is from RefSeq and is a predicted model, not a curated record. The transcript is spliced from 2 exons. NCBI's taxonomy places the organism in Eukaryota, Viridiplantae, Chlorophyta, Mamiellophyceae, Mamiellales, Bathycoccaceae.
AUGACGACGAAAACAAAAACGAACGAUGAAAAGGAUGAAAGUGAUAUGAAUGGUAUAAAAAAUACGCGAGCGAUUGGCAAGAAAAAUGUUCUAAAAAAAGAAACGAUACAUCGAUUGAUCAAGGACGUCUCUCGGGUGGAUUUCGCGGCCCCUGCGCCGGCGUAUUUAGAGAAUAACUUAGGGCAAUCGAACGUGAGACGGUAUUUAUUAGAACCUGGGCCGAAAGACGGGUCGCACUCGAGGUGUAGGAUUGUUCGGAAGAAGGACGCGUUCGGGUAUUGCACGUACGUGUUGUACGCGGAUUGUCCUCCUCCUCCUCCUAAUCCUCCUCCUCCGUCGUCGUCGAUGCGCGAAGGGAAGGACCUUGUCGAUGAGAAUAGAAACGAAGAAAAGAAUGGUCGACGUUGCAAAAGUCGAUUCGAGGCGCGAGCGCUGUGCGCGGCGAGGAAGAGGAAGAAAUCGAGAAGGUCGCGAAUGGUUGUUUCUUUAGACGUGGCUGAUAUACGCGAGAGUUCGUCGCAAUAUUUAGGAAAGAUAGCGGCGACAAAUGCAGCCGGAACGAGGUUUGAGUUGUUCGACGACGGCGCGAAACCGGGCACGUGGGAGACGUUCGAGAGAUCCGUGAGAGAGGACUACGAGGACGGGGCAGAAGAUGAGGACGAAGACGAAAAUGGUGACAAGAGCGACGACGACGACGACGACGACGACGACGACGACGACAACGACGACGACGACAACGAUGGUGAUGAUGACGAAGAAGCAAGCAAAGACGCGACUGAGGUGAAAAACAGAGCGCGUCUCGGUACGGUGGAAUACAACUUGAACCCGCUCGGAAUACACGGACCGCGACAGAUGCGCGUGGAAAUAGUCAACACGGAAGAAACGGGAAGAGAGACGAGCAACGGCGCACAACCGGUCACCGCUCGAUUCAAAAACAUCUUACCCGCGUGGAACAAAAAAAUGCGCGCGUAUUGUCUCAACUUUAACGCGAGAGUGACUCAACCGUCCGUGAAAAAUUUUCAACUUUUGAUCGACGACGAUGACGACGACAACGACGACGCUUUUUCCGCGGCCGCCGAAAAGAACAAAAACGAAGUCGAAGAUGAAGAGAACGAGAAAGCACCGCCGACGAUUGAUGAUAACGACGACGACGAUAAAUCUAUCGCGAAAAACGCAGCUUCCGUGAGAGAAAAACAGCGUCGCAAGCGAGAAACGAGGUGGCAAAAAUGGAUUUUACAGUUUGGUAAAAUAGGCGAGGACGUGUACACGAUGGAUUUCCGCUACCCGUUUACGCCUUUACAGGCGUUCAUGGUGUGCGCAACGUCUCUGGAUAAAAAGCUCGGCUGCGAAUGA